AUCGCCCUCCCCCCACCGCCCCCGUGCUGGGGAGGCGUCGCUCUUUCCGGUCGGCUGGGACCCCCGAUCUAGAGCCGGGCUGUGGGGGGGGGCACCCCAGUUCCUGCCUCCCACUCCCGCGUGGGCAAGGAGCCUGCAGGCACCGAGCGGGGCCAGGCUCCCCCCAAACCGGCCGUGACCCAGCGCUGAACGCCCUGCGGGGGGCAUGCCCCCAGCUACCGUGUGCCUGGCCCCCAGCGGGGGAGAGCCCCUCCGCCAUGGGGAGCUCCCGCAGGAGGAAGGCAAACUGUGCCCGGCCCCUAAGUACAGAGACCACAACGCCCCGACUUGGGACUCGGACCCUAGGAACAGGAACAUCUGCAAACCAGCUAGUAGGGCCCAGACAGUAAAGGGAUCACCACACUUUCUCUGAACCAGAGCUACCUGGGGAGGAAUGACCCCGAUAAUCAAAAGACUGACACUUCCUGUAGGUUGUGUUCCCCUAGCUGUUACACCCCUGCUUUAAGGGUGGGGGGAGAGUCUUCCGAUUAUUAAACAGGUGCCUAACUAGGUCUCCCUACCCUCUAAAGGGAAGCCAGCAUGCAGCUGGAACCUUUUCCUUAGAGACCUAGUUAACAUUGGUCUGAGAUACAGCACUGUUUCUUCCCUAUGGGAAUGUGAAAAACUUCUGUGUGGCAUGAAAAACGUGGGACUAGAAGGAUGAGAAAACAACUUUUCUGUAAAUAAAGUGUCCUGUGCUUUCUCCAGUCUCUUAAAAAGAGCUUUUCUUGCAAUAUUUUUGGCCAGAAGUGGAAAUAUGAGAAGUUUUAUUAGGAAACUUUAGGGAAAAAAUGGUUCUUGAAGCAUUCAGAUCCUAGUUUUGCCAAUGGUGGAGACAGAUUAAUGUUCUGACAGCUCAUCUUAUCUUAACCUGAAUAAAUUUGUAAAAUUAAGUUUAACUGGCCCUAUUCUUUUUUGACUUUACUAUUUUUUUAAUGCUUAUCCCUCUGCUUGUUAGGUGCUUAAAAGAUUUUAUAAAGCAAGAGCACUACAAAAGUAAUUUAAAAGCUGACAUGUUUUUGCAGGACCAGGGUCUUGUGGCAGAGGGUAGUCUCGUUGAUUUCUAUGCUAUAUUGUGGGUAAAGUUAGUAGUGUUUUAGUCAUUGCAGGAUCUAGCACUACAUCUGUACUUUAAUGUGUUCCAGUUUUUGUGUGUGUGUUCAUUAAUGCUCUAUUUUUGCUUGUAUGUGCAGGUGGACUGGAUAUCAUUGGGGAAAAAAGAACUUGUAAAUUUCACUUGCUACUUCAUUGGAAUUUAGCAUAACAUUAGUGAUUCCUUGUACCCUCCAAACCAGUCAAAUCUUUAUGCCAGGAACAUAUUUGUCAUUUAGAUUUCUGUUUUAGUACCAUGCCUAGCAGAAUGGGAUCGAAAAUGAAUCUCAACAGAGACUUCAUCAGAGUAAAAGCACAUUAUAAUGGGGACAUCCUAAUAACAAAUUUGGAUGCAUCAAUGAACUAUGGUGAACUUUCUGAUGAAGUGAGGGAGAUGUGCAGUUUGCAACAGGAACAACCAAUUACCCUGAAGUGGAUUGAUGAUGAAGUUUUCCCCAGCAUUCCAGAGAAACCAGGCAUGCCAUGUCCAGGAGAAGACACAAUGAUUAGGUUAUUCAGAGCACGUGAACCAAUCCCAUCCCCCAAUGAAGAAAGGAACUAUUGCGACCAUAGAGACAACUCGGAAGACAUAGCUUGGAUUGCAUUGGAAUCAAUCUACCGACGUGGAGCAAGAAGAUGGAGGAAGCUCUACCGAGUGAAUGGGCAUCUGUUUCAAGCCAAACGCUUUAACAGAAGAGCAUAUUGUGGCCAGUGCAGUGAAAGGAUAUGGGGUCUCGGAAGGCAAGGCUACAAGUGUAUCAACUGCAAAUUGCUGGUCCAUAAACGCUGUCACAUACUUGUUCCACUGACCUGCAAAAGGCAUAUGGAUUCGGUCAUGCCUUCCCAGGAACCUCAAUUAGAUGAUAAAAAUGAUGACGUUGACCUCCCCUCAGAAGAAACUGAUGGCAUACCUUACAUUCCUUCAACCCGGAAACAUGACAACAUUAAAGAUGACUCUGAGGAUAUCAAGCCGGUUAUUGAUGGAAUGGAUGGAAUUAAGAUUUCUCAGGGCCUUGGACUACAGGACUUUGACUUAAUCAGAGUUAUUGGACGUGGAAGUUAUGCCAAAGUUCUUUUAGUACGGUUAAAAAAGAAUGAUCACAUUUAUGCCAUGAAAGUAGUGAAAAAAGAAUUGGUCCAUGAUGAUGAGGAUAUUGAUUGGGUACAGACAGAGAAACAUGUGUUUGAACAGGCAUCCAGUAAUCCAUUCCUAGUUGGUUUACAUUCGUGCUUUCAAACAACAAGUCGAUUGUUUCUUGUCAUAGAGUAUGUAAAUGGGGGAGAUCUCAUGUUUCAUAUGCAACGGCAAAGAAAACUUCCUGAAGAACAUGCAAGGUUUUAUGCUGCUGAAAUUUGUAUUGCUCUGAACUUCCUACAUGAGAGAGGAAUAAUCUACAGAGAUUUAAAACUAGACAAUGUUCUGCUAGACGCAGAGGGUCAUAUCAAGUUAACAGAUUAUGGCAUGUGCAAGGAAGGAUUGGGCCCUGGUGACACUACAAGCACUUUCUGUGGAACGCCAAAUUACAUUGCACCAGAGAUCCUAAGAGGGGAAGAAUAUGGGUUCAGUGUGGACUGGUGGGCUCUUGGUGUCCUGAUGUUUGAGAUGAUGGCAGGAAGAUCUCCAUUUGAUAUAAUAACUGACAAUCCAGACAUGAACACUGAAGAUUACCUCUUCCAAGUUAUCCUUGAAAAGCCAAUCCGGAUUCCAAGAUUUCUCUCUGUCAAGGCCUCUCAUGUCUUAAAAGGAUUUUUAAACAAGGAUCCCAAAGAAAGGCUUGGCUGCCAGCCAGAGACGGGAUUUUCUGAUAUCAAGUCUCAUACGUUUUUCCGCAGCAUAGACUGGGAUCUGUUGGAAAAGAAGCAGGCGACCCCUCCAUUUCAGCCUCAGAUCACAGACGAUUAUGGUUUGGAUAACUUUGAUACACAGUUCACCAGCGAACCUGUGCAGCUAACCCCAGAUGAUGAAGAUGUAAUAAAAAGAAUAGAUCAGUCAGAAUUUGAAGGAUUUGAAUACAUUAGCCCAUUGUUGCUGUCAACAGAGGAAACAGUAUGAAGGAAUGACAUCUCCAUUGUGGACAAAUAAUGUGAACGAACUUUAAAUUUAUCCUUAACUACAGUAUAUGCAUGCAAGGCUGGGGAACUGUAAGGUUUUGGAUGGAGACCAAUGAUGAUAAAUAUUGCUGCUGAAAAUCAAAGACGAGAAUAUGAUUUUGGUGGGUGUCUUCCUCUAAAUAUUGGUUUUUAAAAGUUUUGGGCACUGACACAACUGGCUUCGUUAAUGAAGGAAUUUGCAUUUGUGCCUGUCUCGUGAAGGAUCAAAGUGUUCAUUGCAUCCUCUGGAAAAGAGAGAUUCCCAACAACUUUGAAAGCUACAUACUUUCCACAAACACUUGAUGCAAUGAGCUAUGAAGAAUAUUAGAGUGUAACAUCCUGAAGAAUAAAACAUUAGUGGUAUUGAAGCUUAUUUUUUAUGCCUUUUUCACAAGUGAAUCCUGUCUAAACGUCUCAGAUACGAUAUGUAAAAGGAGUUGUGUUUUAUUAGCAAUCAAAACAUAAAUUUGGGUACAGGUUUUAAGUGCCUAAAUGGAUAAACUGCAUUGAAGACUUAUUACAUAUUUUCAACAUUCUUAACCCUGGUAAGUUAUGCUUGUUAACAUUAAAUAAGGAACAUAUAAAUAAAAACUGCAGCCUAAUACUGAGGUACAUCUUUAUAGAGGAGCAGAGUGACUCAGCAAUACCAAUUCCAAAUUAGAACUCCCCUGUAUCAAAUCAAAAAUCUGGAUUGUUUAAACCUCCAAAUUUUAGUUUUAAAAAAACCCCUAAAUUUGCACAGAGUAGAUUUUCUGAAACUACGUAAGCAGUGCCUACAAUGAUGUCUUGUGUUGUGUAUUAGAUUUUUGAAAAGUAUUUUUAUCAAUAAUACAAUAUUCAGAAAUAGAACAAAAGUGUAAUGGAUUGUAGCCUUAAAGUUUAAAUAGCAAAUCUAGAUUAUCCAUAAACAUGCUACAUUUUCCUGAUAAAGCACACCUCCUACUAAUCAACUGUCUGCUUAGAAAUACUCAGUGUAUAUUACUAAUUCAUUGUUCUACGUAGGAGAACGAGAUGCUUUGAUGAAAAUGGCUUGCUUCAAAGCAGUAACUUUUUCAGUGGAGGGAAAAAUGAAUAUGUGCUAAUUUGGGUAAGGUUAUAGAUGUCCAGUCCCUUCUCUUGAAAACUGGGAAAAAGGGGAUGUUAUAUCACAAAGGUUAAGAAUUUGUUGUCAGCUGUGGAAAAGCUCAUGUCACUAUAUUUAAUGACUAAGUGUGCACUGCAAUCUAAAAGCUUUCAGAUGCUUGUAAAGAUUUAUCUGUCUCAUUGCAGAUGACAACAAUAGAGGCAGUACUUUGUGCUAGGUUUUUGUUUAACUAUAUUGUGUGGCUUGUGGUUCUGGCGGGAAAAUUGAUGUGGGAAUUUAAAAAAACCAAGAAACCCUGUGCCAUGACAUCUCACCUAAUUUGGUGUAAAAUGCAGGAUAAAUUGCAACAUUUUCUUUACAUUAACAUAUAGGUUUCUCAGGGUACAGCAUUGCAUUAGGUGCUGAACAUGACAUCUUUCGGAUUCACAUCCAAGUCAUGAGGUGCUAGGAUGAGACUGCCAAAACAUUGUGUUUAAAUUUUUCAGUUAACCAUUGGUUAACAAACUACAUUUUGUGUCCCCUCAUUGGCCACAAUUAUGCAAACCUCUGGUAAUUCAGUUUUAUUAAUCCCAUCCAGAUUUGAGUUUUGGGUUUCUUUUUGUUGGAUUGUAGCUUUUUAUAUCAAGCAAGAUGUGUUCUAACCAGCACUAAAUUAUUUAAUCAGAAUAAAGUACUUGCCUCAAAUGCCUGGAGUUUAGAUAAUUUGGUAUCUAGUAAAGGAGUUAUUUACUUUUUAAAUGUAAUAUGAACUUUUUUGUUUUAAUUCCCCCUUUUCUCCCUCCUUGGCGACUUAGUGUACCUUGAACAUUUUCUGUGUUUCAGUAUUUAAUCAGUGCCCUUGGUUUUACAACUGACCAUUACUUAAAACAGUGACUAUGGCAGUUCUUGCAUGGAGAUAUGACAAAGCUGUCCUUAGAUGGAUCGGGCAAGGGGCUUAGAAGUGGAAACAUGGAGGUUUUUUUACCUCAAAUUUCUAUGAGACAUUGGAACGUUUUGUUUGGCGGGAGGGGGAAGAAAGGGACAAAGACACAUUUGCUCAACAAACAUAAAAAAUCCUUGAUUUAUUUACAAUUCAAGGCAUUUACAAAGUUUCUGUGUUGCCAAAUAGUUUGCUGGUUAUAAGUUUGGUUGCUCACGUGCAAGUGUAUGAAUAAUGUUCUGUUCAUGAUGAAGGGGGAAAUUUUUUAUAUAAAGUACUUGUUUUAUAAAUUAAAGAAAAUGAAGGAUGUAAUUAAAUGUGUGGUUUGAAAAAAAAAUCCUAAUAUAUUACAAAUGAAUCUGGUUAUGAUAUAGUUGUCUUAUUUGAAAUAGUACAUGAAAACUCUAGCUAAUUUAAUGAUUGUAAAACAGUAAAUAUGUUCUUGUAGUUUUGUAUAAUUAAUUAGUUAACAUCUUUGCUAGCCAGUUUUAAUUGUGCAGAAGAUGGUACACUAAUCCAUAACAGCUAAGAUCAUUUAUAUUCUUGCACAUCUAUUAAAGACUUUAAUGAAAAAGCCAAUAGACUUAUUAUUUAUCACCACACUGAUAGAUACUUUUUUAACUGAGAGCCUUAUGGUUAUUGUAAAUUAAAAUAUUCACCAAGGUUUAUAUUUUGAUACUGUAUUGUGUUUUUAUUCUGUAUUUUUGGACCAUAACCAAUGCGUAAAUCACCGAGUCUGGUCCAACAGUUUUCCUGUGGCAGAAAAUUUGUUUGUUCAAAUAUUGAACUUUUACUUCAGUGUUAAUAUGAGGCGCAUUCUUUCACAGCACAAUAUGUUAGCCAAGCAAGGUCAAAAUAACAAAGAAAAUGCAGACUAGUCAUUUUUGUUUUUUAUUCAUAACCUUAUGAGAAGAAAUGAGUUCAGGGAUUGUGAAUCCAAAUAUCAUGUAAUGCACGAUUGAAUUACCCUGUUUGGUGAAAACAGGUGUCUGUCCCAUGAGAAAAUGAAGCACCUAUUGUAUAUCAGUGUCUUUCCCUCCCUCCCCACAAAUUGUUAAUAAGCUAUUACUGAAUGUAAUGAUCUGCGAUCAGUAAUGAAAUUUUUAAAUUUACAACAUGUAACCAGCUGGAAAUUCAUGACAAGUCGUGUAUAAUUUUAAAGCACAAAAUCUGAUCUUAAAAAUGAAAGAGCAUAAAAAUCAGUGUGACUUGCUGAACAAAGCAGCUGUGCUUCUUUACAUUUUCACAUAAGUAUAAGCAAUUUUCCACUUGUCUGGGGGGCAGCAACAAGUACAUUUGAGCCUUGUUCUAUUAGCAUAAUUACAUUAAAGCGUUCUGCAUUUUGAUGCUAUGAGAACAUCUAGCUAUGCAUUUAUCGGGCAUAAUUUAUAAGAGGCUUGCUAUCUUAGUUAUUUUAAAUGAGAGGUUAUAAUGAAGCAGACCUUGACUUAUGGGGGAGAGACUCAGGGAGCAGUGAUAUGAAUCCAAGAAUGUCACCUGUAUGAAAGGUGCGGUUUUCCUUCUCUAAUCUGGGAUAUACGGUAUCAUCACACACACACACACACACACACACACACACACACACACACA
Molecule: messenger RNA, 6815 nt
Organism: Gopherus evgoodei (Goodes thornscrub tortoise)
Lineage: Eukaryota; Metazoa; Chordata; Testudines; Testudinidae
Gene: PRKCZ
Product: protein kinase C zeta
Exons: 18
Coding region: 1388-3184 (598 amino acids)
Biological process (GO): protein phosphorylation
Molecular function (GO): ATP binding; protein serine/threonine kinase activity; protein binding
Source: RefSeq, a predicted model, not a curated record